ACACCACUGAAAGAAAGUUAGUAUAAUGGAAUAUCGGGCCACAGCGGGCCGCCAACUCGAUCUUCAUGAUAGAAUUUAUGGAUGAUAACUAUAUAAAGAGUCUACUGUCCGCUCCUCUAAGCCCAACAAACACUUGUACCCAACACACAAAACACAUAUCUACUCUCCUAAGACUGUCAAAAAAGUCUCUCCACCUUGCAAGCGACCAGAAUCUACCAACACGUCAAACUUUUGGCAGCUCUCCCGUCCAGCAUCUCAAGCAUGCUUACUCAACUCACCCUCCUCCGUAUCCUCGCCGGCGCAGCACUUUGCGCAGUCAUUCGCGCAUCGCCGCGCAGCACACCGGUCAUCGUGUCUAGACUCGGCUCAACCACCGGUAGCGCCAGCAUUCCGGGCCCGAUCAGCUGUCAGCCUGCAUACGUGUACCUCAACUGCACGAUAGAAUGCACGGUACCAAUGUGUUACGACACGCCAGACCCGUAUACUUGCUACAAGCAGUGUGAGGAGAUGUGUCUCGAGGCGUCCACAAUUGAGCAGUGCAAGGAGGCCCCGCCAAAGCCUUCACCUGCAGUUGAUUGUGCGCAAUCCAAGGACGAGGAUUGUUGAUUGGGGCUUGCGAAUGGGGAGGUGGUCUCUAGGGGGGCCACAUGAGAUUGGAGAUAGCCAGGACAGCAAUUUGCGAUUACUGGCAGAUUGGGGGAUCAAUUAUGGCAUCGCUAAAAUUGGAUUGGAGGAUUCUUGCGUUUCUGAGAGUCAGGUUCUUGAAUAGAGAGCUUGGGGAAAGAUGGUUCUUUGUAGUCUGUAGUCAUAGAAUGGAACUGUGGUGUUUGACAUAUGAAGUGCAGGUGUUCCCAAGUGACUACUAAAACACGUUUAAAAUAAGCGCAAGGCUGGCUUGGGAUGCCAGCUAUACGAUACAACGAUAGCUUCAUAAGGCUAG
Pseudovirgaria hyperparasitica is the source of this 940-nucleotide messenger RNA. RefSeq lists its product as uncharacterized. The coding region runs from base 262 to 606 and encodes 114 amino acids. The record is from RefSeq and is a predicted model, not a curated record. NCBI's taxonomy places the organism in Eukaryota, Fungi, Ascomycota, Dothideomycetes, Acrospermales, Acrospermaceae. The transcript has a single exon.